Molecule: messenger RNA, 612 nt
Organism: Phaeoacremonium minimum UCRPA7
Lineage: Eukaryota; Fungi; Ascomycota; Sordariomycetes; Togniniales; Togniniaceae
Exons: 3
Coding region: 1-612 (203 amino acids)
Source: RefSeq, a predicted model, not a curated record
AUGACCGCCGUACUUGAGGUAACUCUUGCGUGGUUCUUCAAGAACGCCAAAGGCAGGGACGAGAAGAGUUUCUACCGCAACGAGGCGUUCAAGGACUUCCCGGAGCCCACCAUCCCCAUCACCUCGCCGGACUGCGGAGAGAGCGGCGCGACCUUGGCGGUGGAUUACACGGCGGACGGCGCCAAGAAGUUCCCGACGCUGGAAUGGACCGCGCCGGCUGAGAUUGCCGGCGCUGUGAAGGAAUGGCUUCUCAUCCCGGAGGACCCGGAUGUGCCUCUCAAAACACCGAUUUGUCACGGUGUCUAUGGGGGAAUCCCGCCCAACAAGACUCGGGUCGAGCCGAAGGACUUUGAGCUCGAGGACGAGUCCAAGGCCCUGCUGAAGGGGGGUUUCCACUACGGAAAGAAUAUGCGAUCGGUCAUCUACGUGCCGCCUCGCCCCUUGAUGAAUCAUGGGGUCCACAGAUAUUUCUUCCAAAUCAUUGCGCUGAGCGAGCCGUUGGACAAGAAAUUACUAGCCUCGAAGGCGUCCAGAGAGCAAGUUGCCGAGGCAGUCAAGGGCAAGGUGCUCGGCUGGGGCCUUUGGGUCGGGAGCUGCGAGAGGAAAUGGUAG